Molecule: messenger RNA, 8341 nt
Organism: Neogale vison (American mink)
Lineage: Eukaryota; Metazoa; Chordata; Mammalia; Carnivora; Mustelidae
Gene: NT5C1A
Product: 5'-nucleotidase, cytosolic IA
Exons: 6
Coding region: 1-1098 (365 amino acids)
Biological process (GO): adenosine metabolic process; nucleotide metabolic process
Cellular component (GO): cytoplasm; cytosol
Molecular function (GO): 5'-nucleotidase activity; magnesium ion binding; nucleotide binding
Source: RefSeq, a predicted model, not a curated record
AUGGAAGCCGGGGAGCUCCGGGAGCCCCGCGAGCCCGGGCCGGGGGCAGAGACCGCGGCGGCCCGGUGCUGGGAGGAGACCAAGACUUUCUACGAAAACCUCGCGCCCAAGAAGAAACCCAAAUCGCCCAAGCCUCAGAAUGCUGUCACCAUUGCUGUGUCCUCCCGAGCCUUGUUCCGCAUGGACGAGGAGCAGCGCAUCUACACGGAGCAGGGCGUGGAGGAGUAUGUACGCUACCAGCUGGAGCACGAGAACGAGCCCUUCAGCCCUGGGCCAGCCUUCCCUUUUGUGAAGGCUCUGGAGGCUGUGAACAGGAGGCUGCGGGAGCUGUACCCCGAUAGUGAGGACAUCUUUGAUAUCGUCCUCGUGACCAACAACCAUGCUCAAGUGGGUGUCCGUCUGAUCAACAGUAUCAACCACUACGACCUGUUCAUUGAGCGGUUCUGCAUGACAGGUGGGAAUAGCCCCAUCUGCUACCUCAAGGCUUAUCACACCAACCUCUACUUGUCAGCUGAUGCGGAGAAAGUGCGGGAAGCCAUUGAUGAAGGGAUCGCAGCGGCCACCAUCUUCAGCCCCAGCAGGGACGUGGCUGUGUCCCAGAGCCAGCUGCGCGUGGCCUUCGAUGGGGAUGCUGUGCUUUUCUCGGAUGAGUCGGAACGCAUCGUCAAGGCCCACGGGCUGGACAGGUUCUUUGAGCACGAGAAGGCCCACGAGAACAAACCUUUGGCCCAGGGCCCCUUGAAGGGCUUUCUGGAGGCGCUGGGUAGGCUGCAGAAGAAGUUCUACUCCAAGGGCCUGCGGCUGGAGUGCCCGAUCCGUACCUACUUGGUGACAGCACGCAGCGCAGCCAGCUCGGGGGCCCGGGCUCUCAAGACCCUGCGCAGCUGGGGCCUGGAGACGGAUGAGGCCUUGUUCCUUGCAGGAGCGCCCAAGGGCCCCCUCCUUGAGAAGAUCCGCCCACACAUCUUCUUCGAUGACCAGAUGUUCCACGUAGCCGGGGCUCAGGAGAUGGGCACAGUGGCCGCCCAUGUGCCUUACGGUGUGGCCCAGAAGCCCCGGUCGCCUGCCCCUCUGAAGCCAGCCCCAGCUGCGCAGUGAGCCGCCAGCUUCACUGACUUGCAGGGCUGCGGGCACGGAUCCCUGUCUGUAUUCCACCCCAACGUCCAGUGGACCCUUCUAGUUCCUCACCGCUCUGUCCUUCUGCACGUCUGCCCUCUUCCCCUCGAGUGAGGAACUUGUAGGGAAUUAUGCAGACUGACCCAGCACCCUGCAGAGCCCUCCCGCAGGGCAAACACUGUGCCACGAUCCUGGCUGGAAGAGUAAGAUUGCAGAGUAGCUUGGUUUCGGGGGAGGAAGAGGGUGGGUUGAUGGGAAUGAGGGUGACAGUGUCAGAGGAGCCGGGCUGCCUCCAAGGGGGCUUGGGAUUAAGACUAGCUCAGUGCGGUGCAAAGAACUUGGCUUUGAGAGAGAAGGCAUCCGACUUCCAAGCUCUGUGGCAGCGUGCACUGACGACCUGGGGUAAGUCCCUCCCUUUCAUGGGCCUCAGUUCCCGCAUCUUGUAGGUGGUUUUCCAUCUCUCUUGGAGCUGCAUUGGCAUGGUUUAAUAAGAUUGCCCGGCCCAGGGCUGCUGCCAGACCGUAGGGUACCUUUGUGCAAUUAGAGGAGAACACUGUCUCGAGAAUGAAUUUCAAAAAGACGACCCUUGCUCUGCACUGACCCAGAUCCACUCUGGGGUACAUGGCUUGCUCAGAAGCAUGUAGCCUGUAUCUCAGCCCCCACGGACUCCUCGGCUCGGAGGUCUUUGUCAAAGGGGCAAAAUGCACAGUCCUCCGCAGCAACCCUACCUCUCAUUCUGCACGUUUGGAAACCACAAGACAAGAUGACCUGUCUGCUUCCCAUGCUCCUCUACUGUGAGUCCCCGGUCGGGGGUCAGCGGCCAGGAGCUGGGUUUGUGGAAGGAGAGAGGAGUGAACUUAACCUGCACACAAACUCUCAUUCCGCCAGCAGGGGGCACUGCGGGCUCUUCCCCAGGAGGAGCUUUCAGGACCACCUGCUCAGGGCCUCCUUUGCUUUUGCUUUUAGCCAAAGUUUAGUUGUUCCUGCCUGCCAACCCUCUCCCCUCAGCUCUCAGUCCUUUGGUUACCGUGUUCUGCUGUGUUGCCAAGCAGCUUUGCCAGCGGGGAAGAGGUAGAGUGUUGGGGUUCGCUGUCAUGGGUCCAAAUGCAGGGGAAGAAAGCUCAGUGGCUGAAGUGGGAGGGUGUCCCACUUGCCCCUGAGAGAAGGCCUGCCUAGGGUGACAUGAGAAAAUCUGGUCUGAGGCAGUGACCCAUUAGACAGGAAGGAGCUGAAAGAUGCACUAGCAAGAUCCUCCAGCUAUGGGACUAUGAUUGGAAACACUGAGCUCUCUGUCACCAGGAUGCUGUAUAAGGGAUGCCAGAAUGAGGUGACCUCUCCCGGCAGUGGGCCAGUGAAUCCCCCAUUUGCAGGAGCCUCUGCAGCCUCUUUGUCACCACUUCUAGGGGAGAACUCUCACUCUUUACUGAGUCCGCUUCUUUUUUUGCUAACGAGCCUGGCUCUCUUUAUGAAGGGAGGGUGUGAACAGGGAUGGCUGGUCCCUCAGGAAGACCCAGAACAGGUGAGCAGUCAUCUGAGAGGGCAGGUGACCGAUUAUCUGGCUCCUGGGCCAUCCCAGCUGUAAGCAAGCACUUUGUGAAGGAAGCCAAAGGCCCCAUCAUAGGGAGCAGGAGCCUGGAGGUGUGUGUGAGAGAGCUGGACCGCUGGUGAGGGCGGGAAAAGGAGGUAAAGGGCUGACCUUGGGCCUGACCUUUGUCAUCUUGUGGACUCAGUGCAGGAUCUGAAUGGGGACAAGUUCAGGGCAGUGUAUGGCAGGGUAGUAGUUGCAGAAAGAUGAUCCAGGAUGGAAGACAAAAUGAAGUGACAGAAGUGUUUCCAAGAUGAGCAAUAGUUUGGGCCAGAAGAGGAAUGCCAGGCUGGGUUUGCACCCUCUGUAUGUGAAGCUGGGCUGGGGAGUGGGGGAAGGGGGAAGGUCAAGGCCAUGCUGAGUUUCUGGGCCAGACCCCACCACUGAUUGCCUUAUCACAGGAGGGGCAUGUGAUGAUGAUAUCUUCGUACAGGUCUUUCAAUCCACAUCCAGGAUCCAUCUGGCCAACAGAGGAGGCCUCAGGGCAGGGGGCCUGGUUUUUAGCUCUUCCCUCUGCUCCUAGCCCAGCCAGAGAUACUAGGAGACAUAAGAACUACCUCUAGGAAAAAAAGUGAGAGAGGGAUUCAGCUUUGAUCUUGGCUGAACCAUGAAAGGCCCUCUGUCCUUCCCUCAGUCAGAAUCACCCCCUUGGAUGAGCCUCUAGGGCUCCAAAGCCAGCCAGAGCCAUAUGCAGCCUGAAAAGCUGGCACAGUUGAGGUUCAAAGAAUGGUGUUAGUCUGCAUGACCAGAACAGGGUAUGUACAUUAGGCACCAGAUGGCACCUAAUUAAGAUAAACCCUAGGGAUUCUGGGAACCAAGAGGUCUUGCCUCCAGGACUUAAUGAUAAACAGCCCUGAUUCUUCCAGGUCUUUCAAAGAGCAGAAAAAUAUGAUGCUGGAAGGAGAAAGAUAAGGGGCAGUAAAAGCUGUGGAUUUCACUGGAGCCACCAGUAAUAGACACAGACUGCCCUGGGCAGUGAGAGCCACUGGGAUCUGGUUCUGUUAUUGAAACCAUAAAUGAGCAUCUUGGGCCUGGAAAAAAGCUUUAGGGGGCCGGAGUAAAAGGCCAGAAUCCUGGGGGCAGGCGAGGCAGUGGCCAGACACACUUUCUGAUUCUUUCCAGUGGUGAGGAGGAACCCCAGGCAAGGAGCAUUGUGCAUUGGUUCCCCGGGCAGAUUGAAAUGCCAGGUGAGCAUCACAGCCCGUACUGGACUGCAGCACUGGGCAGGGAAUCCCAGCUCCUGAAAUGUUGGACCCCUGGAGCCCAUAGCUCUGCCCCCCAACAAGUCCCCUGAAUGCUUCCCAGGAAGUGCUUGCCCACGCUGUCCCAGACCCAGGGAAAUCUGCCAGUGAGCAGGAAACCAAGCCCUGUUCCUAGGCGCUGAGACUGCAAAGAUCAUCGCAAAGCUGCUCCCUCCUUUCCCCAGGUGCCCAAUCAGAAUGGCAGGAAUGGAGCAGGAAACGCUAGGAGAAACCAAAACCUGUGAGAAGCUCAAACGUGAGAUGGAUCUGGGAUCAUAAUGAUAUCCAGCUGGUGUGACAGGUGAGCACCUGCACACCAAACUGGUGAUCAACACAUGGAAAUACCUCUAUGACAGUUGCGAAAUAGCGCUGGCCCAAGCCCCGGAGUGCCCUUCCAUGGCCUCUGCUACACUGGCCUCCCUCCACUGUGACAACGCCGUCUUCCCACAAUUCAGCAAAAGGGGCGUCCGGGAGUCUGUGCUAGCUCAAUGGCCAUCGUCCACUCUGGUUGCUCGUCUAGAGAGAGUAACUUACCCAGAGUCAUUCGGCUGGUGAGUGGCAGCCCUGGCAAUGGGCCCAUGUCUGUCCCUGGGGACCCAGGCUCUCAGCCAUUCUGCCGUUCAGCCCAGACAGCAUAGAGGCCACAAGAGAAGCUUCAUGACAGAGGGGCUUGCCCACCAGUUAGCAUGCUGACCUCCUUCCUGUUAAACUGCUAUAAAACACGUGGUACAUUGCUGUUAUCGUGUCCUAAGUAGCUAGGAAGAAUUUAAAUUAGAGCCAGACAUUUGCAGAGCUGCUGAAGCAUCACCCAAGUUCUCUGGAACCCAGUCUAAAGGCCCUUGUGUGGGGCUCAUGCAGAGUUUAACUGAUGAUGGGCCAAAUCCCUCUCAUCACCUGUUUUUGUAAAGAAACUUUCAUCAGAACACAGCCAUGCCUACCGGUUUUGCACACAACAGCAGAGUCGAGUUGUUUCAACAGAAACCAAGGAGCUGAAAAUAUUUAUCUGACCCUGGACUGAGGCAAACACCCGCAGCGUGCCCUUUCGUGGGAGAGACCAGCUCAUAUCCACCCGAGUGCUGGAGGCAGAGGCUGGUUGCACGGCCAAGGGGGGGCAGCAUGGGCCGGCUCCGUGCCCAUCUGCGGGGAUUGCUAGGGCUGCAGAAAAUCAUAGGCACUAGCUGAGUACCGUGAGGUUGAACACAACAGAUCCUUGGUAUUGGAGGAUUUCAGAUUUCAGGUUUUGACCAUUUCCAAGUGCCCCGUGGCCUGUUAUAAUUUGAAAUGUUGUUGACUCAUAAAGUUGACUCGGGUGUGCCCUCCUCAGCUGAUGGGUGAGGGCAGGGAGCAGGACCCUUGGCUAGGGCUGAGCCCAGCUGGCUGUUCAGCACCUGCUCUGUGUGCCUUUGUGGUUCUCAGCUCGUCAUUGCCCUCCUGGGCCUCUUGGGAAAUGAAAAGUGCUGGUAGGUGAAUGGGCUUUAGCUAAAUAUUGGUUUUGGAUAUAAUGGAGCAGCCGAUGUUGACUUCAGCACUCUGAUCUAACAAGUCAUCCGUAUGCUCUCCGUGGAGGCAGGAACAAGGUCUUCAUGAAGGCUGCUCCAGCGAGCGCUUUAGCUGGCCCAGAACUUACUGAUCAAGCAAGAGCUAAAACUCCAGUGAAAGUCAAAACGCAAUUGUCUUGGGCUGUGCGGGUGUGGGCUACGCACACGCCCUCAUGGUGGAACUGCGGAUCAGGAGAAAUCUGGGACCCAGCAGCCAGAGGAGUUUACCCAGUCUCCAGGAUCGGCUGCAAGAAAGGCAAAUGCAGAAGUGGUCCCACCUAGAGACAUGACUGUUCCAUCAUGAUACUCUUGUCUCUUAAGCCCAGACUUGGCCUCAGAAUCCUUCUCAAUCCAGCAUUCCAGAAGCCCCUACUAGCAAGUUGGAGUUGAUGCAGAAGAUGGAACCCUAUUUUGACAUCCUUGUUGGUGUGGGGUUCUGCUUUCCAGGGCCUCUGCAAGGCCCUGUUUAUUCUCUGAUGGCACGGUACCACUCAGAAUCCGGGGGUCUCACCCUACCCUGGAAGGAGGGGUGCAGGGGGGGUGGAGGGGGGAUGGUAGGCAUCCUGGGGUUGGCCGCUUCCCCAGACUGGGUGCCUUUGAAUGUAGGUCACUGUUCUUCGGGUUCCACCAGCUCAAGGCAAAGCAUGAAAACCCUUCCCAUCAGUAGGUGGCGCUAGAGGCCAGCACUCCGCCAUUGGCAACCGUUCCCUGGUUUUCUUCACUGGUUAAUUUUCUCUACUGGGGUACUUGGUGCUGUGCUGGACUCCUUUGUGUAGCUUGGCCUAAAAGCACUAUAGGUGCUCUGAAAAUUUCCUGUGUGACAAGCUGAUUUCUCUUACCAGCAACCACUGUGACUGUGUGUGUGGACACAUUCAUAUGAGCAUGUGCAACAGGAUGAAAGCUGCAUGUGUCCAUGUUUAUGUGGGCGUGUAACAGAGCAGAUAUCUCUGUGAUAACUCUGUGUGUGUGUGUGUGUGUGUGUGUUUGUGUGUGUACAUGUACAGUGGACAGGAUGGUUAUCUCUGUUAACUAAGGAUCCUGGGCCCCAUAUAUUUAUGGCCAGCCCUGUUUCUUGGGACUGCUUCUGGCCAUUCCCAUCAUCUCAUGGGCAUUUGCACAUGUGCAGCAUGGGGGCCACUGAGGCCAAAUUCCAUAUCUUUCUUUCCAGCUUUCAGAUUUGGCCAAUAAAAUCUUGGCUCCCAUCCCUCUGCCUCCAAGCCCUACCUCCCGCAGACUUGGAAAGGAAGUGGUAGAAUCUGUGCUAGGAUACCCCUUUUGGCUGCACCUGCCUCACCAUCUCCAUUUGUUUCUUUCCUCCUACUGAUAGUUCCAGGGCCAAUGUGCUCAGUUGAGCAGAUUGCAUACUGCACAAAUCCAGAUAGAGUCAUUCACGCUAUGACUUGAAUGGAGCUUUCUAAACACCUGCAAAACCUGCCAACCUCCCAUGGCUGUCCUGGUCAUCUCAUGAUCAUGGCUAGAAAAGUUACCUUCUUCCCUGCCCCCCUGGCCCAGCCCAGCCUAGGCUAGGAUUCCUUACUCUGCUUGGGUGUUCUAGUCUGGCCCAGAAGUGACUAACCCUUGACCUUGAUCUGGAAAUAUCUCCUUGAUGCCGUUGAGAUUGAAUUUAUGAAAGUGAAGUAUGUUGGCAACUUUUCAGUAACCCAUCUUCUCAGAGUUAGUGGUCCCUGUAAGACAUACUGGGGUUCUAUAGAGUUACUGCCUCCCACGCUCCUGGCCUGUGGGUGAAGAUGCCUUCAUGGGCCCACUGGUUAGAUGGGUCUGCCACAGAAUUAGGGGAAGGCCUCAGGCUAAUCUUGGAGUUGCCACCAUGUAGAAAAUCAUGAGGUCACCGCAGACUGGAUGCCUGGGCCUGGUCCCAAACCCUGAAGCCUCCCAGGGCCAGGCGGGAAAUGUGAGUGAGCGAAGAGACGAAGCCAGCCGGGUCUUUCGGGUAAUGGAGCACACAUUUGCUCUUUGUCGGACACGGUUGCUGCCGUGUGGGAAUGUGUGGGGCUGUUCCCAGAUAUCGCACCCCAUUUUUCAAGGGAAGCUAAAAAUCUGGACUUUCAAAUGUUGGCAACUAUUUUGAAUUUGGAAAGGAUCAUGCGGGCCAAACAAAACACAUCUUGCAGGCCGAAGCCAGCCCUGGAGCCUCCUGUCUGCUCCCUCUGGCCCAGACCCAGAGGGAGAACUGAGUUCUUCAGAACCGACUCACUGAGCGUGUGAGGAUAUUAUCCUCAGGCUCACAUCACAGAGUCUGGGGUCUCUGAGAGACCUCAGAGAUAGCCUGGUUCACCCCUGUGUGUUUUAAACUGUGUACAUAUAAAGUUCUUUAUUAACACACGUAUCUUUAGCUUCUGGUAUCUAUUUAAAAGCAUCUCAGUGCCCACCCCCUCGUGUAGAACAAGAUCGAAAGUGAAGCCUUACAUGUAGUCAUGCUUGUGUCUACCUGUCAGAAGCCCUAUUUAUAUCUUUAUAGGUCUAUUUAUAUCUUUUGCAAACACGGGCUGCCCUGGUCUUCCUUACAAGCGAACCUCCUUGGGUUGCUUUUUUAAAUCUCCUAAGUGCCUCCUGAAACAGUUAGAGCAUGUUCUUCUUCAUCUCUCUGAGUUCCCUCGUCUGAAGAGGGGGUAAGACCGCUCGUACCUUCUCGGCUCUGCCCCUCGUUGGUCUGCUCAGCCCUCCCCGUGCCCCCGCUCGGUCUGGCUCCCAGCAGCUACCCAGUCACGUGAUAAAGGGCGCUGUGUGAUCGUCCAUGUGGAUGCCUCUCAGUCCUUGUGCUUGUCCUGUAACUGAACGUCACAACAUGGGCUUCUGCCUCUUAAAAGCCAUUCAAAUAAAUCGAACACUUUUAAAAUAAA